AUGGACAACUUCAUUUCAUUUCCGUCUGACAUUGCAUCUCAACAAUCCAUUCAACAAGGAUUUCUUGAACGUUUUGGCUUUCCGGGAAUUACUGGAGUUGUGGAUGGAACCCAUGUUAAAAUUCAAGCACCAUCUGGAGAUCAAGAACCAUACCAUGUUAACCGCAAAGGUUAUCAUAGUAUUAAUGUUCAAGCUAUUUGUGAUAGCCAAGGUCUAUUUCUGAAUAUUGUUGCAGAUUGGCCUGGAAGUGCACACGAUUCCCGUAUUUUUUCAACCAGUGUAAUUGGAAUGGAGUUGGCUAAUGGUGUCAAAGCUGGAAUUAUCUUAGGUGAUAGUGGCUAUCCAUGCCAUAGUUAUUUAUUAACGCUUAUUCUUCAUCCUGUUUCUCCACAAAAAGUUAAAUACAACAUUGUCCACAGGAAAACAAGGUGUAUUAUAGAACGCACGUUUGGAAUUUUAAAACGAAGAUUUCACUGCCUUCAUGGCAAGCUAAGAAUGAAGCCAGUGAAAGUUUGUCGCAUUGUUGCUGCAUGCGCUGUUCUUCACAAUAUUGCAAUAAAGCAAUCUGAACAAUAUGAAUUACCAGACAAUGAAAUAAGUACAGAUAAUCAAGAUGACCAAGAUCAUGUUACUUGUAAUGAUGGUCAUGAUGGUCAGUUAUUUUGA
Messenger RNA from Hydra vulgaris (swiftwater hydra), 666 nucleotides. Its product is annotated as putative nuclease HARBI1. The record is from RefSeq and is a predicted model, not a curated record. Lineage: Eukaryota; Metazoa; Cnidaria; Hydrozoa; Anthoathecata; Hydridae.